Molecule: messenger RNA, 1095 nt
Organism: Eucalyptus grandis
Lineage: Eukaryota; Viridiplantae; Streptophyta; Magnoliopsida; Myrtales; Myrtaceae
Exons: 3
Coding region: 133-858 (241 amino acids)
Source: RefSeq, a predicted model, not a curated record
UCAUUGGCUCUCUCUUUCUCUCUCUCUCUCUCUCAGCGCGUGGAAAGUUCUCUCUUUUUUUGUUUGGGUACGCUGCAAACGCUGCAAGCCUGCAAUGGUUUCUGUGCUGUCAGUUUAGGAAGUGGAGAGGGAAUGGGUUCGUGCGUUUCAGCUCACCGGAGCACCAGCUCCGCCGCGGCGAUUCCGCCUUCGCCCAUCAAGGCAAAGGCCGUCGGCGGCGGCGACGUUCCGAUCGGCGGCGGCUUCCUCAAGUCUCAGUGGUCGCCGGGUCCUCGGUCAACGUCGAGUUUCAGAGACUACGGCAGUAAAGAGGAUGUGUUCUUUGAUUCGAAGCCCUGGUUAGAGUCUGACUGUGAAGAUGAUUUUUUCAGUGUCAAUGGUGAUUUCACUCCUUCUCGUGGGAGUACUCCUUCCCAUGGAAACACUCCUAUCCACCCAUCCUUAUUCAAGGGAUCACAAUUGGUUAAGAAUGCCCCUCAGGACAAAGCACCCGUCCCUGUUCCUGAGCAUUCCCCAACAAGUAAGAAAAAGAAACUUGCGGACCUUUUCCGAGAUAGCCUCGGGGGGCAAGAAGAUGUUGCCAAUUACGAUGCUUUGGCUGACAAAGCUACGGAAGAAGCAAAGGCUGAAGCCAAGCCAACAAUACUCGAUGUUCUUCCGAGCUCUGAUCAAGGAACGCCUUACAUCUCUAAGACCACUUCCUUGUAUAGUGGUGAAAGGACUCCUAACGGAGACUAUGUGAUGGAGAAGCAGAAACCAGUGAGAACCACGACUUGUUGCCUCCCUAGAUUGUCUUCACGUGGCGGUUUUAGUGAGAGGAGUAAGAAGAUGAGCUCUGCAAUAGCUGUGCAUGAUUAGAAAAAUUUAUCAGCUUGAGCUUUUUACAUGGAGGAAGUCGGGAUCUCUCGUGCUGAGAGAGCAAUUUUGACUUCACAUCCGUGAGACUGUAUAGUCAAUAGAGGUCUUGAAUCUUGUAUACAUGCUGUUAUCUUAUGCGAAAGCAUGUAUAUUGCGAACUGGGGCAACUGACUCGAGUAUUUUACUACUGCACUAAGGUGAAGUAGCAUCCUAUAGCAAAUUUUCUUUUCGCUUAUU